Puntigrus tetrazona (Sumatra barb) is the source of this 1833-nucleotide messenger RNA. RefSeq lists its product as uncharacterized. The transcript is spliced from 5 exons. Bases 14 to 1303 code for a protein of 429 amino acids. Lineage: Eukaryota; Metazoa; Chordata; Actinopteri; Cypriniformes; Cyprinidae. The record is from RefSeq and is a predicted model, not a curated record.
CUGUCUGUAAUCAAUGGAGCUCAAGUCUAAAAAGAGUUCAAUAUUAGUAGAUAAUACAAUAAGAGCUGGAGAAAAAAACAUCACUGACCCUUCAGGAGCAAAUCCAGAGGCUUCUCCUGCAGCAGCAGCUAUGGAGAACAGCCCAGCAGAAAAACCAGCUAAACACAAGAAGAAAAGCCUUUGUGCAUUCUUCAAGAAGACAUGGCUUGCUGUGAAAAGCACUCGUCGAGGCAACAAAACAGCCCCUCCUCAGCUUGUGACGGACACAGAUUCAGCUGAUCUUCAGUGUGGUCCUUCUGAUCUCGAACCAGCAGCACACUGUCAUCCAGCUGAUCCACAGCCAGGCCCGUCCGGCCUAGAGCCAAUAACUCUACAGGAUCAACCUGAUCCUCUGCCAUGUCUGUCCAGCAUCACACCGAUAGACUGUGAUGAAAAUCCAGCUGAUCCCAAGCCAGCUGAAGAAAAUCAAACAAACACAAAGAAGAAGAAACGCAUUCUCACACUCUUCAAAAGAUUGUGGCGGGCUGUAAAAUGUGCAUCAACACGGAAAAAGCACAACAAAGUGGCUCCUCUUUGUGCACAACCCGACUCCGAUUCAGCUGAUCCUCAGUCGGAUCCAAACAUUCUUGAACCGAUGGCUCUGCAGCAUUCAGCUGAUCAUCGGUCAGAUCCCUCUGUCCAUGAAACCAUGGCUCUACAAGAUCUGACAGAUCCUCCAGAAGAUCAUCUGUCUUGUUCGUCUGAUCCUGGUCAAGAACCGCCUGGUUUUGUGCCAACGUGUCGGCAGGAUUCGGCUGAUCAUCAGUCGGAUCCAUCUGACUUCGAAACCAUGGCUCUACAAGAUCUGACUGAUCCUCCAGAAGAUCGUUUGUCUGGUUCGUCUGAUCCUGGUCAAGAACUGCCUGGUUUUGUGCCAACAUGUCUGCAGAAUUCAGCUGAUCCACAGCCAGGCCCGUCCGGUCUAGAGCCAAUAACUCUACAGGAUCAACCUGAUCCUCUGCCAUGUCUGUCCAGCAUCACACCGAUAGACUGUGAUGAAAAUCCAGCUGAUCCCGAGCCAGCUGAAGAAAAUCAAACAAACACAAAGAAGAAGAAACGCAUUCGCACACUCUUCAAAAGAUUCUGGCGGGCUGUAAAAUGUGCAACAAAAAAGAAAAAGCGCAACAAACGGGCUCCUCUUUUUGCACAGCCCGACUCCGAUUCAGCUGAUCCUCAGUCGGGUCCAUCUGUCCAUGUGUCACGUCUCCUGACUCUUUUAGUUAUUGUUGUCUCAUGUCAUGUGCUCUGUGUGCCCUGCCUUUAGUUUGUGUUAAUUGUAUUAUUGUCUGCAGCCGUGUCUCGUUAGUGUAGUUAAUUUCCUUGUGUAUUUAGUCCUAUGUGUUUUGAGUUCACGUUGUCCGAUCUGCGAUGUCCCUACCUUGUUUUUGCCUGCCUGUCUGUUCUGCCUGCCCUUUGUAUCUUUGUUUUUGCCCGUUUUGGAUUAAAUCCGUUUAAGCUUAUUUCGAGUCGCUUGUGCGAAAGCGCAAACGUGACACCAUGAAACCAUGGCUCUACGAGAUCUGACUGAUCCUCCAGAAGAUCGUCUGUCUGGUUUGCCUGAUCCUGGUCAAGAACCGCCUGGUUUCGUACCAACGUGUCUGCAGGAUUCAGCUGAUCUUCUUCCAGGCCCGUCAGCUCUUGAGCCAGUACCCCCAGAAUUUCCAGCUGCUUGCAAGCAUACAAGGAUCAAAUCAAGGAUCAAACCCGAGCAGCCUGUUUCAGCCGUCCAACUCCUGUACCAUUUGAUGAGAUUUAUGAAGUGGGAGAUGAGCUUGGACAAGGAGGCUUUGGCAC